GUUUCUUUCGUGGUGCUGCCGCGCGACGUCUCGGCUGCGCCUCAUCGCCGCACGGCGCCGUCGUGAUCGCGUCGGGGCAAGGCAAUCAAGUCAUUUUUUCGGGAGAGAAGGAGUUAGAAGGUGGCAAUGGAAUUGAGCUCGCCAUCAAGCCUUAACACGACAGCUGGCGGGGGAGGGCACGAUCACCACGAGUCUGAGUCAGAGGAUAGUGCUGAAGAAAACAAUCCUAAAUGCAGAGUUCAAUUCAUCUCAGAUUCUUCAUAUGAAGAUGACGAUCAUAUUAAUGAACUGGAACACACAGAUUCUGACAACCAACACACAAAGUUCUUCCAUGAUGUUACAGAUAUGGUAUUGCAAGGGCUCAAACGGAAACGUCGGAGAAAGUCAAUGCGCAAGGAAAGCAGGAAGAGAGCAAAGUUUGGAAUUCAGCUAGCAGGAGGGAAUGAAGCUGAAAUUGUGCCAAAAGCUUACAGCAGAUGCAAUGUACAUUAUCUGCAUGAGGUUAUAAGAAGUUUCCGCAAUUGCGAAAGGAAAUGUGGUCUCAUAAGAGGAGCAGGUUUUGGGGACAUUCUUCAGUUCGACGGCUGUAUUGUACCAAGAUCCUUUGCUCAAUGGAUUGCCGACUGCACGAAUGUGCGUACUGAAGAAGUGUGUGUGGGGGAGCAAAGAAUCCAGCUGGGCACAGAGCACGUGGCUUCCAUUGUUGGCAUUCCAUCUGCUGGUCUAACUAUACAAACUACUGGAGAAGAUGGGAAGAUUUCUUUUCUUGCUUCUAUUGGAUUGAAAGAGCUCCCACCAAUAAAGUUUUUUGGCAGCAAAGUUAUGAACGAAGAUCUACCGGAUGAUAUGUUCAUUAGAUGUGUUCUUGUUGUCGUCUUGUCCACUUUCCUGUGCCCAACCUCUAGCACAUUCCCUAGCACUAAGUAUCUUGGUGCUCUGGUAGAUAUUGACAAGAUCAAAGACAUGGACUGGGCAAAGCUAACGCACAACUGGAUGAUUAACUGCAUCAAGAAGUAUCAGAAACAAAGAGCAAAACGAAAACGUCUCACCUGCACUCUCGGGGGCUGCAUCUAUAGCUUGGCGGUACGCUGCCUUGAUGAAGUUGAUUUUGAGGGAAUUCAUCUUGAACAAACACUGCCCAGGAUACUUGUUUGGAAAGGUGACAUGAUAAUUCAGUACAGCAAGCUAUACAUGUGCCCCAACGGGAAAUAUGGAUUUUUACCUGUAAAAGAGAAUAACAAAUCUUCUUUUAGUAUUGCUAACAAGAAAGAAUCAAGAGAGAAGCUGUUGAUGGAGUUGAAGAAUUUUUUAGAGUGUUCAAUGACACAAUCCCUUUCUUCCGAGGUGAAGGAAAAUGUUGUAUCUAUCUUUGAUGCGUACAUGGGGACUGAAGAUGAACAUUGUUGGGAAAAAGCAAAGCGCUUAUUGACAGACGUGCUGAUGAGCAUCACGACUAAUUGCAACAUUAUGUUGAAGGAAGAGCAUCAUAAUGGAAACAUAGGAAUACUAUCAGGCGACACUGAAGUAGCGGGGAGUUCACAGGAGGCAUCAUACAACUGCGAAGGCGCAUCAGACAACACUCUGAAAGUUGACUCUGAUGGUGCAAGUACAAAUGAAGGAACUACAAAUGGGGAAAGGAAAAAAGAGCAACCACCCCAUAGUGGAGACAAAUCUAAACAAGAUUCAAUGGAGCACAAAGAUGUGACAACAACACAAUUUGAAUCAGGUAACAAAGGGGGCGAUGGGAUGCAUUUUGCUCAUACAGUGCAAGAAUUGGAUGGUACAAAUGGGAAUGUUACAGGGCUUUCCAACCCAAUCAUGCCAACAGUGAUGGAGCUGGAUACCUAUGCCAAAGAUGUAAACAAGGAUGUACAUCUCACCGAUCAUCAAUAUGAAAAAACUUCAAAACUGCCUACAACUGACACUAGUGCAGUCCAAAACGAAAUUGCGUUGCAUGUCCCCCCCUAAACCUGGAAAUAUUGUACUAGCUGAUACCAUAAGUUUCCCCGAGGUCACAAGAAUCACAAAAGGUUCUGAUUUUAUGACUAAACCUCAGAAAUCAAAGGAAACUUCAGGUAUACUCAAUGUGAUGGAAGAAACACAGCCACCUGGUGACAAAGGAGCAAAAGUUGUUAUUGCUAAUAAGUUUUGCAAUGAAGCAACAGUACCAUCUUCAAGCAACCAGAGCGCAAGCCUAAACCAUAUGCUGCUGGAUGAUUCUCGCAGAGCUGAUGAUACAAUCUCAGUAUAUUAUGAAGCAACAAGCAUUGCGAUAGUUAACAACAUAAUGCAAAAAUUGGAAAAGCCGAAGGAAACAACCAUGCCUAGUUGGAAGGUUUCUCAACAUGAAGAAGCAAACAUCAAUAAAGAUGAAGCGAACAAAAAGAGUUCCACAUUUGCAGGGAAAACAAUGACAUGCCUUGAUGUACAACAUACUGACCAAGUACUUCAGAACACAAGCAUGGCAGCAAUAGCGCAAGCAUAUCCAUGCAGCGAAACAAAAUCAGACUCAGAUAAAUAUGCAUUAUAUGACGAGCAAUGCAGAAGUGUAAAUAGUUGGUGCGAAGCGGAUUUUUCAGAAGAGUAUGUUGAUAAGAGUAGCAUCAACAAUAAGGAAAAUAUCCAUCCCCUGACAAGCUACUAUGCAAGUCCAGCAUAUCAGGCAAGGAUGGCUACAUAUGGCCCUUAGCAGAAACUAAAUGAAUCUGAUAUUCAAUGUGCCCAAAAACAACAAAACAAUGGCCACUGUAGUUGUGCAAAAACAGUGUCUCCAAUUAAGCCCAGAAAAUUACUCGAACAGUUGGACUCCGCUGUCACAGUGAGAGGAAAUGGCAACCAACACUUUAAUGAAGGAAAACGAGAGGACCCCAUCAAUAUUGAGGAUUCAGAAGAGUUAGAAAUUCUUGACGAGGAAAGCUAUUCAAAACAACUCCAGGAAAAACAAGUGCAGCGAAGGUUCAAAGGAGCAGAAGCAAAACUACCAAAGAUUUCAAAUGCAGGGGAUGCUUCACCUGUCCAGUUUUUGGGGGAGAGGAACAGAGAAACUUGCAACAUUCUAACUGACAAAACAGAUCAGAUGUACAACCAAGCCAAUAACAAAAGACGAGUCCUGCAGCCUAGCAAGUGGGUAUGUUCACCUUACGAGACAGGGAAAGUAAAUGUAAGGAACGAUGAAGCAAGACUUUACCAAUGUAUCAUGGCACUUGGCUCAAGCAGAGAAUAUAAGUACCGGAUAGCAAUUUAUUUCGACAAGGUGAGGGUGAGCUUCAAGACAUUUGCUGACUCUUUCAGACCCGAGGGGUGGGUGGAGGGUUAUGUUCUCAAUACCUUCUGCCGCAAACUGUUUAGAGACAAUCACCCAAGAGAGUCAUUGAAACACUUCUUCCACACAAUGAGUGAAUAUUUCCUAGAGAAAUAUACAACUGAUGCAAAGAGGGAGAAAAUGAAAGUGGGGGUAAUGCACGCGUUUGAGGGAGCAGGGUCGGCAAUGAAAUUGCACCUCAGUAACAUGCUAUAUUUCCCAACUCUUAACAUGCAGCACUGGUUUCUAUUUAUCGUUGACUUGAGGGACGAGAAGUUCAUCGUCCUGGAUUCAUUAUUUGGACCCGACAAUAUUUUACACCGCGAAUCUUCACAGCUUCUG
Molecule: messenger RNA, 3643 nt
Organism: Brachypodium distachyon (stiff brome)
Lineage: Eukaryota; Viridiplantae; Streptophyta; Magnoliopsida; Poales; Poaceae
Exons: 24
Coding region: 127-1968 (613 amino acids)
Source: RefSeq, a predicted model, not a curated record